AUGGAACCGCUGGUCAAGACGAUCGACGAGUGCCGAUCCUUCUUCAUGCACCUAGUCCCAAAUCUUACCACCUGGAUUGCAGCGAUGGUCCGAAAUGUACGAGUUCUUGGUCUUCAUGACCAUGACGCACCUGUCUGCGUCCCAGACCACGUUCUCGCGCUCGAACUCCCCACGUUCAUGUCGACGUACACGCUUGCCUCCGCUCUCCAAUCCUCGAAUACGCGGGAUGUACGCCCCUUCAAAGGUGCGUUGUGCGGCGCAGAUCUCGACGAUGGGCGACCACGAUUUCGAACAUCGAAACCAUCCACAUCGCCCAAACGCACCGUUACCCAAGAGUCAACCUCCAGUCACGACCGCAAUCAUAAUGAGAGAAACAAGACUCGUGGACCACGAAAGCUGUACGUCCGAUCAGUCGCAUAUCGGAAGUACGGGAAAUACGUCGAUCUGUGGGAGAUAUAUCCCUCCAGACGGGUCAUGGCUGUUAGGCACCCUCAAGCUACAUCGGUCCAUGCCGUAUCGUCAUUUGCGGCCAAAUUCGGCGGUACCGCGACGAGUGCCUCGACCGUCAUGAGGGGUGGUCUCCUUGCCGGUACCACUGAAUCUCCUGGCAAAUCUCACAUCAACCGCGCAGGUGAGCUGGUCAAAGCGGAUGGGGGCAUGGGCAGCAUCGAUGACAUGGAAGACAAGAAGGCCGGCGGUGGAGGCAAGAACUCCAAAGCCAGCAAUGCUUGA
Molecule: messenger RNA, 732 nt
Organism: Fonsecaea erecta
Lineage: Eukaryota; Fungi; Ascomycota; Eurotiomycetes; Chaetothyriales; Herpotrichiellaceae
Exons: 3
Coding region: 1-732 (243 amino acids)
Biological process (GO): GTP biosynthetic process
Cellular component (GO): cytoplasm
Molecular function (GO): IMP dehydrogenase activity
Source: RefSeq, a predicted model, not a curated record